Molecule: messenger RNA, 2169 nt
Organism: Oryza brachyantha (malo sina)
Lineage: Eukaryota; Viridiplantae; Streptophyta; Magnoliopsida; Poales; Poaceae
Product: polyamine transporter PUT1
Exons: 2
Coding region: 69-1691 (540 amino acids)
Biological process (GO): transmembrane transport
Cellular component (GO): membrane
Molecular function (GO): transmembrane transporter activity
Source: RefSeq, a predicted model, not a curated record
UUAUGCUUGAUUCCACACCGCACGGCCGACGACCGUAGGGGGAUCGAGCGAGCUCCAGCAUCCGAGACAUGGGAGAGGAAGGAGGAGGAGGAGGAGGGAUCGGGAGAUCCAUGGCGGACGCAGGCGGGCGGGCGGAGGUGUCUCUGGCCACGGUCCGAUCGCCGGGGCACCCUGCGGCGGCGGCGGCGGAUCCUUGCCCAGCUGACACCGGACAAGAGAAGCCAGCCGCGAGCGCAGAAUCGGCAAACGGUGCUGCUCCAAUGGGCGAGUGCGCCACGGAGUACCGGGGCCUCCCCGACGGCGACGCCGGCGCGGCAUUGUCGUCGUCGUCGACCCGUACGGUUUCGAUGAAUCCGCUUAUCUUCCUCAUCUUCUACGAGGUCUCCGGAGGGCCGUUCGGGAUCGAGGACAGCGUGGGCGCGGCAGGGCCGCUGCUCGCCAUCAUCGGCUUCUUGGUCCUCCCCGUCGUCUGGAGCAUCCCGGAGGCGCUGAUCACGGCGGAGCUUGGGUCUAUGUUCCCGGAGAACGGCGGGUACGUCGUGUGGGUGGCCUCGGCGCUCGGCCCCUACUGGGGGUUCCAGCAGGGGUGGAUGAAGUGGCUGAGCGGCGUCAUCGACAACGCGCUCUACCCCGUCCUCUUCUUGGACUACCUCAAGUCCGGCGUCCCGGCGCUGGGCGGAGGCGCGCCGAGGGCGUUCGCCGUCCUUGGCCUGACAGCCGUGCUGACGUUGCUGAACUACCGGGGGCUCACCGUCGUCGGGUGGGUGGCCAUCUGCCUCGGCGUCUUUUCCCUCCUCCCUUUUCUCGUCAUGGGGCUCAUUGCGCUCCCCAAGCUCCGGCCGGCGAGGUGGCUCGUGGUCGACCUCCACAACGUCGACUGGAAUUUGUACCUGAACACUCUGUUCUGGAACCUCAACUACUGGGAUUCGAUCAGCACGCUGGCCGGCGAGGUCAAGAACCCCGGCAAGACGCUGCCCAAGGCGCUGUUCUACGCGGUCAUCUUCGUGGUCGUCGGCUACCUGUACCCGCUCCUCGCCGGGACCGGCGCCGUGCCGCUCGGCAGGGAGCAGUGGACUGACGGCUACUUCGCGGACAUCGCGAAGCUGCUCGGCGGCGCGUGGCUGAUGUGGUGGGUGCAGUCGGCGGCGGCGGUGUCGAACAUGGGCAUGUUCGUGGCGGAGAUGAGCAGCGACUCAUACCAGCUGCUGGGCAUGGCGGAGCGGGGCAUGCUCCCGGCCUUCUUCGCGGCGCGGUCGCGGUACGGCACGCCGCUGGCUGGCAUCCUCUUUUCGGCCUCCGGGGUGUUGCUGCUGUCGACGAUGAGCUUCCAGGAGAUCGUGGCGGCCGAGAACUUCCUCUACUGCUUCGGCAUGCUCCUCGAGUUCGCGGCGUUCGUGAUGCACCGGGUGAGGCGCCCCGACGCGCCCCGCCCGUACAGGGUGCCGCUGGGCACGGCCGGGUGCGUGGCGAUGCUGGUGCCCCCGACGGCGCUGAUCGCCGUGGUGCUCGCGCUGUCCACGCUGAAGGUGGCGCUCGUGAGCCUCGGCGCGGUGGCCGUCGGGCUCGUGCUGCAGCCGGCGCUGAGGUUCGUGGAGAAGAAGAGGUGGCUGAGGUUCUCCGUUAACCCGGACCUCCCGGAGAUCGGCGUGGUUCGCCCACCCGCCGCGCCGGACGAGCGGUUGGUCCCGUAGGACCCGCAAAAAUAUCUGUUGGGCCUUUGUUUGGUUAAUCCCAUAUAAAGAGAGAGGUUGUUUCAUAUCUAUUGUGACGUGAAAUUAUUCCAUCAAUCCUCUCCAAUUCCUCUCUCUAGGUGAAUAAAGACACUUGAAAGUUGAAACUGGAGAGAAAAAAUAUGGGAAACUCUGGGUUUGGGUUAUAGUCCAACUAUGGAGAAGGCAUUCAAACUGAAGCAUUUUGAAAGUUGCAACAAAAGAAUGAAAUCCAGUGAAAUCCUUUGAAAAUCAACAGGAGGACUGUAUUGUAACGAGCUGGGAAAGAAUUACAUGAGUUCGAUGUUCACGUUAGUGUCUCUUGCAUCAUGUUCUUGUAACUUGUAAGCUGUGCUUUUAUGUGUUUGGGUGUCAUACAAGAGUCGUCGAAGGUGUGAUUUAUUUUCUGGUAAGAUAGGAUAGAAAAAUUGCUAAAAACUGAGAAAUAAUUGGAUUUUAG